AUGAAGAUGCCGUAUUUUCCGUUUCUGGGUGUGCUGCUCUUUGCAACAUGUUCUAAGUCUGAAACUACAACUACAAACACUCGUAUUGUCGGAGGUCAAGACACAAUCAUUGAGAAAUAUCCAUCUAUGGUCCAAAUAGAAUAUUUUGGCCCUUGGAAUGGAAUUUGGGAUCAGCAAUGCGCGGCCAAUAUCUUAACUACUUACUGGGUUCUUACAGCUGCACAUUGUUUCAACGAAGAAGUGGAGUUCAUGCGUAUACGAGCAGGUUCCACUUACCGUAUGACUGGUGGAAGCGUGCACUACGUAGACUUUGUACGCAAUCACCCCGACUACGAUGACCAAGACGGAUACUACUACGACGCAGACAUAGGCGUUAUCAAACUGCUCACUCCUGUGGUGUACUCGCCGUACAUACAAAAGGGAACUAUUGUCAGUCAGAGCUUUGUUGUGCCAGACAAUUAUCCUGUUGUGCAUGCUGGUUGGGGAGGUAUUUAUACUGCCGGGCCGCCAUCAUACAUUCUUCAAGAUGUAACCGUUUACACGAUAAACAGGACAGAGUGUGCGAGGCGUUAUCGAGACGGUUUAUCAAAGUCAAUCACUGACAACAUGGUUUGUGCUGGAAUCCUCGACGUGGGUGGUUGUGACGCUUGCUAUGGGGACUCCGGCGGUCCGCUGUACGCUGGUGACGUCAUAGUUGGCAUCGUGUCCUUUGGAGAAAACUGUGGUGAUCCCUUUUACCCUGGUGUCAGCGCUUCAGUCGCGGCUUUCUCUGAUUGGAGUGUUGCUAAUGCUCGGUAAUUAUUUACUCACGCCCUGUUACUUGAAAUUCUUGCUUA
Messenger RNA from Colias croceus (clouded yellow), 836 nucleotides. RefSeq names its product trypsin, alkaline B-like. Gene Ontology annotation, molecular function: serine-type endopeptidase activity. NCBI's taxonomy places the organism in Eukaryota, Metazoa, Arthropoda, Insecta, Lepidoptera, Pieridae. The record is from RefSeq and is a predicted model, not a curated record. Gene Ontology annotation, biological process: proteolysis. Bases 1 to 798 code for a protein of 265 amino acids. The transcript has 4 exons.